UUAACCUCGGCUUAGCCGAACUCUUUCACCAAUAUUCUAUGGGCUCAAAAGAAGACGAGUGGGUUUAUUAUUUAAGAAUACGACGCUGGCGUGAGAAAAUAAUAAAGGACACACUGGACAAAGACCUAAACGAGGACGAUUUUUUCUGGGUAUCUGGCAAUUUUGAAGACCACCAAGCCCAGAUCCUUGGUGACUGAAUAAACUGGAAAAAAUGAACCCCCAGUAUAAUUAUCUCGGCUCUUUUGCAUGCUUCUCUUUAUUUCGGUCUCCUAUUUCUGAACCGAACUAACAGUUGCCUUCUUUAUGCAGAUUCAGCCCACCUUAAGUCAUUAUUCCGUUACCCCAACCUAGACACACUUCGCGCCGCACUACGAUACCUUGAAAGAAGUUGGGCCAAACUACUGAAUUUUGAGCCGACGUACAGAUAUAGCAGCCGACGAAAAGCCAGAGUAACAGAUUUUUUGCUAGAGGCUUCUCCUGAACCGGACCCGACCUUGCCACAAAUCAACCUGGUCUGAACUACUGCCGAAGAAGAGAUGGCAAAGAGGAACAUAGUAAGGGCCCUUCUAACUGAAACCAACCGAGCCGAGGUACCACCGCCCAACCAGGCUCAGGAAACCGUGGUGGCCCUUCUAUCUCAACAACCCUCCUCAUCUCGCCCCAGCAAGCGUGCCCGGACUACCCAAACCGAGCAACGCCUUGUUGAUGAAGAUGAAACCACUCUUCCACCGAGCCCUCCACCUCAGCCGGAGCGUUCUGACCGGGCUAGCUCCUCUAAGUGGGCUCCAAAAAUGUCUUUCCAAAACCGCGCUAUCCGUGAUGCUGACUUAGUGGUGACUGACAAAGACCAUAUGCUAGCCUUCAAUCUGGCUAAGAGUGUAUGUCUGCCCCCUGACAUGGAGCAUCACAACAAUUUGACUGAGCUCAAGGCCAUUCGGUCUGCAACGAAAUCAAUGAUCCUGGCCAUGCAAAAGAGUCAAAUUGCCCACAAGCGUGUUUGGAGCUCCGAAAAACAACAAGGCAAGCUAUGGCCGAAGUAACUGAAAAAACUGCCGAGCUAGAAGAGGCUAGGAAGCAGCUAGCCGAGCUAAAAUCCGAGAACGGUCGUCUGGCCGGUCUUGUUAGCUCGGCUGAAGCAGAAAAACAAAAAGCUGUAGCUGUGAUCAAAGACAAAUAUUUGUGUGAACUUGCUAAACUAGAAGGAAAGAAAAAAGCCGAAAUUGAGGAGAUGAAGAAGAAGCUGGAGGGUGCUGAGACCCGCGGUUUUAAGGAAGGUGAAGCCCUUUAUAUUAAGCAAUGUGAAGCCGCGAAGGACCUCUUCUUCAAGUGCGGUUGGAGGGCGGCCGUGACUCAGCUUGGUCAUUAACCAGAGAUCGAAGUCUACAAUCCUCCACCAUAUUUCAUACCGGGCUCAAUGGCAGAGUAUGCUGCGACCGUUCAACAACAAUUUCUUGAAGAAUCAGAUGAUGAUGACACCGAGCCUAAUGACACCCCGGUCGUUACUGAUCCAGCCGAUCAGUUAGCUCGGGCGGAACCCACGGUGGAAGACCUGACUAUUAAGCAACCAGCUGAAACCGUGCUUCCAAUAGAGACCAUACUUCCGACCGAAACCGAGCUCCCGUCUGAAACUGGUCUUCGGGUUGAUGUUGAUGCUGAUCUUGACGCCGAAAUAGAUGAUCUGUUUAACUGAUUUUGUAUUUUCUUUUCUUUUCUGCUUUUGGACAAUUGUAACCCGGCUGAAGUAAUAUUCUUCUAAACUAGUUUUCUUUAAAUGAACUCU
Camellia sinensis is the source of this 1780-nucleotide messenger RNA. NCBI's taxonomy places the organism in Eukaryota, Viridiplantae, Streptophyta, Magnoliopsida, Ericales, Theaceae. The record is from RefSeq and is a predicted model, not a curated record.